AUGCUUUCUAUCAUUGGCAGCACCGCCUCUGUGGGCCUUGCAAGAACGUUGGCCAGUCCAAAUCUCUACAACUUGGCCAGAAUGCAACAUCCAGUAAUGAGGUCGCUUUCCACAUUCAGAAGCCAAAUGAAGAAAAACACACAGCCUGUUUCGAUAAGCGCUGCCAGAUACCAUCUGAUGCGUAACUAUCCACACAGAAAACGGGGCGGUAGACUCCGCCCUUUAUUUUUCAUGUUCCUUGCCUCUUGGGGACUCCUUCUUUUCGUCACGUCUAGGGUGGACAGAAAGGCUCCAAAGACAUCCUUUUCGCAGAGAGAGUACGAGUCAUACGAAAAGGAGUCCGGGUUGAAACGUAGAACCAAGUUGAUUACCCCAGAAUUGAAGGAGAGAUACAAGUUUUUCGCCGUGCCAUUUUCGUCCGACGAUAACAAGAGCACCCAGGCGCUCGCCAAGGCUUUGAAUCCUACCAUCCCUCAAAAAGUGAUUGACCCGGCUGCUCUCGUGCACAAGGAGAUUGCAGAGGAGGGUAAAUACUCGUACUUGUUGGAAGAAUUGAAGGCCACUGGCCGCCAGUUUCCCCCUGGUUUGGUCACCGCUCUUGUCAAGCAAGAGAUCCAGUUGUUUACCAAUACUACCAAGGGCCAAUUUGAGACCAAUAUUGUUUUGUUGAACUACCCGCAGACCACCGAGGAAGCCAUCAAGUUUGAAAACGACGUCUCCGACUUCGAAGCCUGCGUCGUUACCCCUGAAGACUAUAAUAGAAUCAGCACCGAAGCAGAUGAGAGCACGAAACGUAAGAUUGAUAACGUCUACGGAUACUUCGAUAUUUUGAACAAGUUCAAGAAGCUAGGCCAGGGUGUGUUGGAGUAG
Australozyma saopauloensis is the source of this 870-nucleotide messenger RNA. RefSeq lists its product as uncharacterized. The record is from RefSeq and is a predicted model, not a curated record. Bases 1 to 870 code for a protein of 289 amino acids. The transcript has a single exon. Lineage: Eukaryota; Fungi; Ascomycota; Pichiomycetes; Serinales; Metschnikowiaceae.